Messenger RNA from Haliotis rufescens (red abalone), 3697 nucleotides. RefSeq lists its product as uncharacterized. The transcript has 16 exons. The record is from RefSeq and is a predicted model, not a curated record. NCBI's taxonomy places the organism in Eukaryota, Metazoa, Mollusca, Gastropoda, Lepetellida, Haliotidae. The coding region runs from base 41 to 3391 and encodes 1116 amino acids.
CAUCGCUACCCGCACUAUAGACACUGAGGGAGGUUUCACGAUGGGCACCAGCCUCCUGAUCAUCAUCACCGCAUCUUUGGCGCUGUGUCAAGGGCUGAGUAUCCUGGACAGCUGUCUGGACGAGCCGGGUGGUUGUCCCGCUAACGCUUUGUGUAAAAAGUUCGGUUGUCGUAAUGAAGUAUGCAUCUGUAACGUCGGCUACAAGCCCAGCCCGGGGGGUGCGGAGUGUCUGAGAGUGCGAAACCUCGGCGACACGUGCGGCGACGCCGGCAGCGUGUGUGCUGCCGGUUCCUGCAUCGGCAACACGUGUACCUGUGACCUUGGAAAGUACCCCUCCGACAACGGGAAACGCUGCAAGCCGGAACCCCUGGCCGGGAGGGUGUACUCUCUACUGGGUGAAGACUGCAACGGCGGUGACACCGUCUGCCUCGACGCUUUGUUCCAGGAAUGUGGCUCCGAACUAAAAUGUGUGUGUCGGGCAGGGAACAAGGUGACCUCUGACGACAUUUUCGCUGCGCUGCCCUCCGCCGGGGAAUGUGUUCCUGAUAACCUACAAAUAGGACAAAGCAUAGACGACGCCGCGUGUGCGGAAACACCAGAAAGAGAGAAGGUUCCCGUGGGCGGAAUAUGUGUGCUCGACACCGAGUGCACGGGCAACGCAACAUGUGAGGCGAUUGGGUGUGUGAAGAAAUGCACGUGUCCCCAGGGCACAUCAGCAGCAUUGGACAAGACAGCGUGUAAAGAUGUACGUUCUUUGGGAGACGACUGCGACCCCGAAGCAACUGUGUGCGCCACCCUGUACAGCCUCUGCUACAACGGCAAGUGUGCGUGCGAGGGCGGGUACGAGGACACGGGGAAGGGUCUGUGUAGGCCAGAGUCCUUGGCCCCCGAAGUCUACCUGGUCGCUACCAUCAACGAGACAUGCGGGGGCAUCACGGACUGCGAUGGAGGUCUGGUCUGUGGCACGGAGGGAAAGUGUGGCUGCAAGACCAAGUUCAGGGAGGUCAGCACGGACGAGCGUCUGCAGUAUGGUCUCAAGACUUACUGCAUCCACAGUGCCAUCCUAGCCAGUUUCACUGACGAACAGUUCGAUGAUAUAUGUGUACCGAAGCCUCCGGCACCAUCAAGUUCUGCAGCUCCAUCAAGUUCUGCAGCUCCAUCAGGUUCAGUGGCUCCAUCAAGUUCAGUGGCUCCAUCAAGUUCUGUGGCUCCGUCAAGUUCUGCCGCUCCAUCAAGUUCUGCAGCUCCAUCAAGUUCUGCGGCUCCAUCAAGUUCUGCAGCUCCAUCAAGUUCUGUGGCCCCAUCAAGUUCUGCAGCUCCAUCAAGUUCUGCGGCCCCAUCAAGUUCUGCGGCUCCCUCAAGUUCUGCGGCUCCUUCAAGUUCUGCAGCUCCAUCAAGUUCUGCGGCUCUAUCAAGUUCUGCGGCCCCAUCAAGUUCUGCAGUACCACCAAGUUCUGCAGCUCCAUCAAGUUCUGCGGACCCAUCUAGUUCUGCAGCUCCAUCAAGUUCUCUGGCUCCAUCAAGUUCUGCAGCUCCAUCAAGUUCUGCGGCCCCAUCAAGUUCUGCAGCACCACCAAGUUCUGCAGCUCCAUCAAGUUCUGCAGCCCCAUCUAGUUCUGCAGCUCCAUCAAGUUCUUCAGCUCCAUCAAGUUCUGCGGCCCCAUCAAGUUCUGCGGCCCCAUCAAGUUCUGCACCUCCAUCAAGUUCUGCACCUCCAUCAAGUUCUGCAGCUCCAUCAAGUUCUGCGGCCCCAUCAAGUUCUGCAGCUCCCUCAAGUUCUGCGGCCCCAUCAAGUUCUGCGGCCCCAUCAAGUUCUGCGGCUCCAUCAAGUUCUCUGGUUCCAUCAAGCUCUGUGGCUCCUUUGAACGAUGCUUCUUCCUCUAUCGCCCCUUCGCAAACGGAAGCUAGUUCUUCCCCUGCCAUGUCUCAGACCGAGGCUCUGACCUCUACUCCCGUGGCCACCAUCAGCGCCAGCUCGUCAGCUGACAUACAGCCCUCCUCCACAGCACAGCAGGCCAUGAGCAGUUCCGUCACAACACAAGCGCCGGUUCUCCCCAAGGUGUACGACGUUUGUGAGAAUGACACCACGUGCCCAGUGGACGCCUUGUGUAAGCUUGUCAACUGCACCGAGUAUCGCUGCCAGUGCAAGAAGGACUUCUCGCCCAACUCCGCGAGAACCGCCUGCUUCACAACGGCAGGACUCGGAGAAGCGUGUAGUGAAACAGUGUCAUGCAGAACUCCUGGCAGCGCGUGCAACACAAAUUUAAAAAUAUGCACGUGCGGAGCUCCUCUAACGGCGACGUCGGCUGACGGAAAGUAUUGCAUCAGGCCUGGUGUCAAACUCCUUUCCGAUGCUUGUCAGAUAGGAGAGUGUAUGGGUGUCCUCUCCUCUUGUACUGGCGGACAUUGCGACUGUGGCAAUUUUAGAGAAGCUACACCGGCUGAAAUUGAAAAUGAGCCGGACAUGUGGGAAGUGUUCGGACAAUGUCGCCAAGGUGCGGCGCCAGACACGACCCCUAGCGGAGGGACGACAGAAGAACUUCAGUGUCAACACCUUGUGCCCGGCAACUUCUGUACAUCCGACGUGCUGUGUCCCAAAGACGCCAGCUGUCUGGAGACUGAGGCUGGUUGUGGGAAGCGGUGCUGGUGUGAUAUCGGCUUCGCCCCCGACAGCGACGUCCCAACCAAGUGCAUACCAGUUGUCCAGCUGUCAGAACCUUGCCAGGACGGUAAGCAGAAGUGUGGUGGGAUAGCCACAUUCUGUAAGAGCGGGACAUGCACGUGCAUCCCGCCAUCUUACGAACCCUCCAACGACGGUAAACGUUGCCGCUUGAAGGUGCCAUCCAUCACGUUGUCGUUGCUAAGAGAACCAUGUGACUUUGCUUCAUUGAUGUUUUGUGCCAAUAAGUACGAACAGGUGUGCAAUCCAUCAACCAAGGUGUGCGAGUGUCGGGCCGGCUACAGGGAAGCGACUGAUCGGGACUACCUUGCACAGUACCCAAGUGGCGCGCAGUGCCGGAAAAACGACCAGGAAGAUGGGUACCGACCAACCUUGACCUGUCAUGAACAGCCCGUUGCCUUGGUGCAGGAAACCCCAGAUUUCUCGGAAGAGCAAGCCAUGGCAGCUGGUGCCGGUCAGGGAGGCGUCGUGUUGUAUGUCAUGGUACCCACCGUCCUCUCCAUCUGCGUCCUCGCUGCCGCCUUCACCAUCGCCAGAUACAGACGACGUCUGCGUCUCCGUCAGCAGCUUGAUGAAAUGUCCUCUGUGACCAGUGAGGAGGCGGGCUUCCAGAUACCCAGACCCUCCCUCAAGCUGUUCCGGGGGGACAGGAAGUGGACUGGGCAGGAAUCAGCAUUCAGGAACCCAACAUUCGGGGGGACAGCCUCUUAAAGGCGUAUCAACUACUCAAUCGAUGUCAAAAUUGAAAUCACUGUAAUAUAAUUCUGCAAAGCAUUUUACAUCAAAGUAUUUUUACGUCAUAAAAAGUUCUAUCCAUGUUGGUAUGUUUGAUAUCUUUGACUACUUUUUUAAACAGAUGCUGGACUUUUUUCAAGUGUUAUCAGCUCAUUAAUUAGUUACGUUUGUUAACCCGACUAGAUUGGUCCACUAGACAAAGAUUGUUUAGGAGCUGCUCCAGAAUGAUACACUUCCUCUGGGCAGCUGGAGAAGAAAUAAAAUAUAUUUUUACAUAACUGA